AAAAAUUUAAAAAAAAAAACACUUUUUACAGUCGUAAGUAACUUUAAAGCUUUCCUUCCCCUCUGCUAUGCUUUUUUUUUUUUAUUCCACAAAAAACAACACUACGAUCCCAUUGAAUGGAAGAUCAAGAUGAAGAAGAGGAUGUCAACUUCUAUAUCUCUAAAGGCAGAACCUAGAAGGCAGAGAUUAUUUACGCACCGAUUCCUCCCCAUGAUUCUUUUGCUUUCCGCAGCCUUCUUCAUAGGAAGUGCAUUUAUAAUCACAGACUAUAAAGAGAGAAUUUUAGGAUGGAGAUCAGUUAUUGUUUUGCAAUAUACAAGACCUAAGACUUGUGAGACUCAGUGUAGGGCUUAUGGAAGUGAGACGUUACCUAAGGGAAUUAUUUCUGAGACAUCUGACUUAGAAAUGCGACCAUUAUGGGGCCUACAGAAUAAGAAGAAGUCAAAGUUGUCUAUGAACUUAUUAGCCAUUGCUGUUGGAAUCAAGCAAAAAGAAAGUGUCAACAAAAUCGUCAAGAAGUUUCCAUCAAGUGAUUUUGUUGUGAUGCUUUUCCAUUACGAUGGGAUUGUGGACCAGUGGAAGGACUUAGAGUGGAAUGACCUUGCUAUACACGUGUCUGCUGUUAAUCAAACUAAGUGGUGGUUUGCAAAGCGCUUUUUACAUCCAGAUAUUGUUUCAGAGUAUUCCUACAUCUUCCUGUGGGAUGAAGACCUUGGAGUCGAUCACUUUAAUGCGGCAAGGUAUCUUUCAAUAAUUAAAAAGGAAGGGCUUGAAAUAUCACAGCCUGCACUUGAUGCUGAGAAGUCAGAGCUGCAUCAUCCAAUUACAUCAAGGGACAAAAAAUCAACACUACACAGGAGGACAUACAAGGUGAUUGGUAGGACGAGAUGCAAUGAAAACAGCACAGGCCCUCCUUGUACAGGGUUUGUAGAAAUGAUGGCUCCUGUUUUCUCCACAGCAUCUUGGCGUUGUGCAUGGCAUAUGAUUCAGAGUGACCUGGUUUAUGGAUGGGGAGUGGACUUUCAGCUUGGUUACUGUGCACAGGGUGAUCGAACUCAAAAAAUUGGAAUUGUUGAUUCUGAGUACUUAGUUCACAAUGCUCUUCCCACGCUUGGAGGUGUGGCAGCAAACAAGGUACCAUCACCUUCCAGUGAGCCUGGUGGAAGAUCUGAGGUCAGAAAGCAAUCGUUCAUUGAAUUAGAGAUCUUCAAAAACAGAUGGAAGAGAGCUGUGAAGCAAGAUAAUUGUUGGUUUGAUCCGUAUGAACCAUCGAUCAAAAAGCAGUAGUAAUGAUCAUAUAAGAGGAUUAGAGGAAGAAUUCGGUUCUGAACGUGCAUGUAAAGAGUCACAAACAGGGGCAUUUUCAAAGCAAGGAAUAAAACAAGAAGAAUUAUAUUUAAAAACCUUCUACAGGAAACUUGUGUUGCACUAUAGAUACACUAAAUUAGUUAUGUAAUACCCAGAAAAUGUUGUUAAAAGCUUCUUUAUUGUAGCAAACCCUUGGGCUGCGGCUAAUUUUUAUUAGACAGUUAUACUGGACCAUGAAGAUCAACUGUAUGGAUAAAUGCCAAUUUCUUUUAUAAAAAUAAAAAAACCCCGAAAAUCAGUC
Molecule: messenger RNA, 1609 nt
Organism: Theobroma umbraticum
Lineage: Eukaryota; Viridiplantae; Streptophyta; Magnoliopsida; Malvales; Malvaceae
Product: GTPase Der (DUF707)
Source: RefSeq, a predicted model, not a curated record